GCGGGACCAACGGCGUGUGGGCGGACCCCUCAGAGCAAGCUGUGAACUUCUCCCGCGAGGAACUUCUCGAGAAGUGGCGGGAGCGGCGGCUAUGGAAGCUCAGGAAGAGAAAGAGGCGCAGGUUGCUGCGUGGUUAAAAAAAAUAUUUGGAGACCACCCCAUUCCGCAAUAUGAGGUGAAUGCUCGGACCACGGAGAUUUUACAUCACCUUUCAGAACGCAACAGGAUUCGGGACAGGGAUGUCCACUUGGUAAUAGAGGACUUGAAACAGAAAGCAAGUGAAUAUGAAGCAGAAGCCAAGCAUCUUCAGAGCCUUCUCAUAGAGAGUGUGAAUUUUUCCCCUGCCAAUCUGUCUAGCACUGGUUCUAGGUACCUGAAUGCUUUGGUUGACAGUGCAGUGGCCCUUGAAACAAAGGAUACCUCACUAGCUAGUUUUAUCCCUGCAGUGAAUGAUUUGACCUCUGAUCUUUUCCGUAUCAAAUCCAAAAAUGAAGAAAUCAAGCUUGAAUUGGCAAAACUUGAAAAAAAUCUAACUGCAACUUUAGUGUUAGAAAAAUGUCUACGAGAGGAUCUAAAGAAGGCCGAGUUGCAUCUGUCUAUGGAAAGGGCCAAAGUUGACAAUCGUCUUCAGAACACAGGCUUCCUAAAAGCAAAGUCGGAGGAGUUCAGAUUUGGAAUCAGAACUGCAGAGGAGCAACUUUCAGCCAGAGGCAUGGAUGCUUCUCUGUCUCAUCAGUCGCUAGUAGCACUUUCAGAGAAAUUGGCGGAACUAAAACGACAGACUAUACCUUUGAAGAAAAAAUUGGAGUCUUAUUUAGAUUUAAUGCCGAACCCGUCCCUUGCUCAGGUGAAAAUUGAAGAAGCAAAGCGGGAAUUAGAUACCAUUGAAGCUGAACUUACAAAGAAAGUAGACAUGAUGGAAUUGUGAUCAGAGUCAAGAGACAAUAGGAAACGUAACAAAAGCAGAGGAUUAAAAGCCGAGGAUCAGAGCUUGCCCUGUCUUAUGGCUCUGGAAUUCUGAAACCACUAUGUAAAGAAACUUGGACUGUUGAGGAUGAGAAACUACAUGGAGCAGAAACAAGUAAUUCCAGCUGAGCCCUGCCCCCACCCAAGACCAAGCAGGCUGCCAACUGCCAGCUAUGUGGACAAGGCCUUCUUAGACUACCCAGCCCUGGCCAAGCCAUCUGUAGCUGCAGAGAUCAACCAAGCCGGCCCAGGCCAGAAGCCCACACAGUCAACCCAUAAUAUCAUGAGAAAUAAUAAAUGAUUUUUUGAAGCUUAUUUAAGUUUUUG
Messenger RNA from Ailuropoda melanoleuca (giant panda), 1293 nucleotides. RefSeq names its product HAUS augmin like complex subunit 1 (gene HAUS1). Gene Ontology annotation, cellular component: cytosol; HAUS complex. Lineage: Eukaryota; Metazoa; Chordata; Mammalia; Carnivora; Ursidae. Gene Ontology annotation, biological process: centrosome cycle; spindle assembly. The transcript is spliced from 10 exons. Bases 92 to 928 code for a protein of 278 amino acids. The record is from RefSeq and is a predicted model, not a curated record.